Messenger RNA from Saxophila tyrrhenica, 429 nucleotides. RefSeq lists its product as uncharacterized. The transcript is spliced from 2 exons. The coding region runs from base 1 to 429 and encodes 142 amino acids. The record is from RefSeq and is a predicted model, not a curated record. NCBI's taxonomy places the organism in Eukaryota, Fungi, Ascomycota, Dothideomycetes, Mycosphaerellales, Extremaceae.
AUGGCCACGGAAAAGCAGUCAGAAACUGGAACGACACCACCAACGACCGUGGAAGAAGUAUCGCCGGCAGCAAGCGAUACCCUCGAAGGCAGAGUGAAGGCCUUGCCGCCCGAAUUAACAGCAAUGGUGAUGAGUUUCGCCUUCGCCCUCACCAUAGGCGAGAAGGUCUGGGUGGGCAAAGGCUACCGGACCUCUGUGCAGCUCCAGGUCAGCAAAGCAUUGAGGUGUGAAGUCGGCAAAGAAUGCUAUCUCCAUAACCAGUUUCGCUUCGAAAGCUUGGACAUGCUGGACACGUGGUUGCGCGCCCUUCCGCCGGACAGUCGAAGCAUGCUCUCCCACGUUGUAUUCACCGUAGCGACGAGCCUACCAACGACGACUGCCGCAGUAAAGGACGUGGGGAGAGAGUAUCGGAUCAAGGAGAAGCUUUGA